AUGCGUCUCUCCUCCGACCUCCGCCUGACCUCCGCCGCCCUUCUCGUCGCCUCGUCCCAAGCCCUCGCGGCCUCCUUCUCCCUUCUACACGACUACUCUGGCGCAAACUUCUUUGACGGUUGGGAUUUCAAAGAUGGUUUUGACGACACCACCAACGGCGACGUGAACUACCUCGGCCAAAGCCAAGCGUCCAGCUCUGGCCUCGCUGUCAUCCAAAACAACCAGGCCAUCCUCAAGGUCGACAACUCCACCUUCGUCCCCUUCAACCAGAAACGCAACUCGGUCUUCCUCACCACCCACGAGUUCUUCCAGCUCGGCUCCGUCUUCGUCUUCGAUGCCGCCCAUAUCCCCGCAGGCUGCUCCGUCUGGCCCUCCUUCUGGACCCGCGGGCCUAACUGGCCCAGCGGUGGCGAGAUCGACGUCCUCGAGAACGUCAACCUCGCGACCAACAACCAGAUGACGCUCCACACCAACCCCGGCUGCACCCAGGCGAGCGGCGUCACCCAACUCGGCAAGACGAGCGGAUCGGACUGCUCCCUCGGCGCCAACUCCUCUCAGGGCUGCACCGUAGUCGAGAGUCAGUCCAACAGCUUCGGAUCCGGGUUCAACACCGCAGGGGGAGGCGUGUGGGCGACCCAGUUCGAUGACUCCGGCAUCUUCGUCUGGUUCUGGACUCGGGACGCAGUCCCCUCUACCGUUUCAAGCGCGACGGACUCAAUCGACCCCUCGACCUUCGGCACGCCCUCCGCCGCCUGGCCAUCUUCGAGCUGCAACAUUUCGCAGUUCUUCACUCCUCAGCAGCUCGUUCUCGACAUCACCCUCUGCGGCGACUUCGCCGGCACGCCCUCCGUCUACACCCAGACCUGCGGCUCCCCGGGCGAGCAGGCGAACACGAGCAGCUGCUACGUCGAGAACGUGAUCAACAACGGCUCCGCCGCGGACAGCUUCUACGCCGAGGCGUACUUCGCGAUCAACUACGUCAAGGUCUUCUCCUCGGGCGCCGCGCCCCUCGACCCCGUCGUCUCCGGCUCGAGCACGCUCGGCCUCACGUCCAUCACCGACUCGUUCGCGACCGGCACCGGCACCGCCGCCUCGGGCGCGACCUCGGGCUCGACGAAGGCCGCGGGCAGCGGGGGCAGCGGUGCGGUGCCGCUCCUCGCCCCCGGUGGGUGGGGCGCAGCGAUCGCGGCGGUCGUCGGCGCGCUGGGCGUCGCUGCGCUUCUCGGGCCCCUCUGA
Epithele typhae is the source of this 1236-nucleotide messenger RNA. Its product is annotated as concanavalin A-like lectin/glucanase domain-containing protein. The record is from RefSeq and is a predicted model, not a curated record. Gene Ontology annotation, biological process: glucan catabolic process. Gene Ontology annotation, molecular function: hydrolase activity, hydrolyzing O-glycosyl compounds. NCBI's taxonomy places the organism in Eukaryota, Fungi, Basidiomycota, Agaricomycetes, Polyporales, Epitheliaceae. Bases 1 to 1236 code for a protein of 411 amino acids. The transcript is spliced from 7 exons.